Molecule: messenger RNA, 6073 nt
Organism: Osmia lignaria (orchard mason bee)
Lineage: Eukaryota; Metazoa; Arthropoda; Insecta; Hymenoptera; Megachilidae
Source: RefSeq, a predicted model, not a curated record
AUCAGUAUUAUGGCGUCCUGUACGGUGGUUGGAUACUCUUUCUAAUCUUCGUAUAUCAAAUGGAAGACAGUUUUUCUCCUACAAAAGAUUCUGCUUUAAUAUUUCGAUUAUCAUCAGAGAAUUAAAUAUACGGUAAAAUGGAAAACUGUGAUAAAGAUUUACGAAAAGCAUCUGAUAUCAGGCAGAUGGCCAUAAUCGGCAAGAUACACAAUAUGCAAUGGCUAAAAAAAAAUUCUCAGUUAUCAGGCCUCACCAAAACACUUCCAGAUGCUAUAGAAUUAACAGAUAAUACAGUUGAAAGUAAUAUAAAUGAAGAAGCAGAAGAAAGAAUUGAGGUUGCUUCAGUUAACAUUGUUUCAACUAGUCCUGAAAUAGAUCAAGUUAAAAACAUUUCAACUAAAAACUUAAAUGAAGAUAACAGUAUUACAAACAAGGAAAAAUUACAUUCAUCAUUAGAAGUUAUUGAUUUAGUUCAAGAGGAGAUGGAGACUGUUUGGAACAAAGAUGUUAAUGUACCUAGUUCGUUGUUUCCAAAUUCUCAGUCUUUGGUUGUGCAAAGACUGGGUGAGCAGGAGAGAAUAAGUAUGACUUUGGCGGAGAGUAUUGUUACAGUUCAAUUAGAUCAAUUUAGGCUUAACGAAGAGGAAGGGAAUAAACCAAACGACUCUCAUAAUGAAGCCGAUAAUGAGUGGGAUGCUGUUGAUCAUAUCUCUAACUUGCCCAAGUCAGAUAAUGACAUAGAUAAUCAAGCAAGUCCAAAACAGUGUCAUGAUAAUAAUAACAAUAAUGCGAAAUCUAAGAGUCAAUCAGCACAGGAAACAAAGAAAAAUGUACAAAAGACGACAAAAAUUAAUACCAAAAAGUUGAAUGAGCAGAAGAUUAAAAAGCAACCAGGCAAUUCUUUAAAAGAACCUUCUAAUAUUUCGAAACAGGGUUCUAAAUCUAAGGAUGAUUUGCUGGAUUUAUGUAAUGAUGAAAAUAAAACAUCAACUUCUACUGCAGAGUCGAAAAAGAUAUCUGUUGCAAUAAGUCCUAAGUUUAAUGAUAAAUAUAGUAAUAAAGUUAAUGGAUAUAAUAAACAGUUGAUUAUUGGAAAAGGAACGCGAACGAAGGAGCAACAAGUUUUUAAACCACAUUUUUCUACAUUUAAUGAUAGUGGUAAUAGUAGCAAAUCCUUCGUAGAAGGAUCUGAUGACAAAACUAAAUGUGUUACUACGAAAUUAAAAGUAUCUAGAAAUGAAUCAGAUAAAAAAGCCAGUGAACUAGAUGAUACAAAAAGGUGUCAUAAAGUUCAAGUGACGCGUACUCAGUCGUAUAAUGUUCAAUAUAACAGAACUAAACCGUUAAUAAAGACACAGCAACGGUAUGUAAAGAAUGUAAACAAACCGGAUGAAGCUACCUCUAUUAAAAGUACAUCCGGCUUUAAUACCACCGCGUCUACUUCAACUGAAAAUUCGUCUAAAAAGAGAUGUGAAAAUCAACAAAGCGUAAUGAAUAAACAAAUUAGCGAUACGCACUCGACCCACAAUAUUUUGGGAAAGAGUAUUAAGAGUCCAAUUGUUCCAGACUCCAGUAUAAGUGAAAGAAGCUCUGCAAAGUCGAGUUCUGUACCAUGUAAACGAAAUUACCAAAAUUUAAGUAACACAAAACAUACUGUUGAAAGGAAUGUCAAAGAUGAUCAAACACAUAGUCAGAAAUUCAAGAGGGAUUCUAAUAUUUACAGACGUUCUUCGUCUGUUGUCUCGGCAUUCUUAAAAGAUUUAAGUGGACAAGCAAAACCAGAGGAUCACAAAAAGAAUGUUACCGAUAACAAUUCAUCAAAGGAUUAUAAAGUGAAACCGAUUAGCAUGGUAGCUAAAGUACAUUGUGAAUCUGAAGGCUCGAAGGUAUCUGUACAUCCGCAUAAGACAAGUAACGGUGCUAGUAAUACAAACAAGACUGAUACAAUAGAUUCAUCUACUCUAAAUAAUGUACAGUCUGUAAAAUCAUUAAAUUCUUGUUCAAACAAUACCAAAGAUUCCGCGACUGUAAAUGUGUCACAAGAACUGCAAGUUUCUCAAGUCUCUUGUAAUAAAACAGAAGUACAAUUCGUGAAGACUGAACAAGAAGAUACUAGUAAUAAUAAUAGCAAUAAUAAAACAAGUACUAGUAAUUCAGAUACCAAAUCAGUUAAAUUCUCAGAUAACGUUCAAGAGAUUAACGUGGCGCAUCGGUCAACACCAUCGCACUCCGAUAAUCAGAUUCAUCAACAUAAGAUAAAUCCAAUUAAUUCGUUUUAUUCCAAUUUACAAGAUACGUCUAACACGAGUAAUGCUCAACAAAUGGAAAAUCAUGAAAGCGUACAAAAUAAGAGUUAUUUCGAUAAUAAUAAUGCUCAAUAUAGUAAUACAAAUAUCAACAUACAACCUACCGAAAGAGAUUUACAUCUGCUAGACAUAGUGCAACAAAAACCUGAACAAACUUCGCAUAUGUCUCCACAGAAUGUAUUGCCACAGAACAAUGGUAGCGCUGCAACAAUUGCAAUGGGAAAUAGUAUACCUUAUCAAAGUAUGCCUGCUAUGUAUUUAAGUCAGUAUAAUAAUACGCAAAAUGUACCAAGGAAAACGGCCGACAGUACAAUCAUUUCUCAGAAUGCGUUAAUUUCAAGUACCUCUUCUUAUAACGUAGAAAGUCAGAACGUUUCACAUAACGAUACUUCCAACGUUCUGAUGCAUAAUACUCAAACAUCUGUUUUACCACCGCCUGGUUUUCAUAAUCAUCCUAUAACUACUCAACAUAAUCAAUGGAAUUUACCGCUUCCAGAUAUGUUUCUUUUUGGAAAUGUGAUGAACUCACCUCCUCCUAUGAACAUGCCGAUACAAAACUCCAGACACGUGUGCAGCACGGAUUUCAACAACAUGCAACAAACUGGCUACCUGCAGCAACCAAUGUUCUACGUUCCACCGAUGUGUAUGCAGAGCUGGAAUCCGUUACUACAGUACCCACCGCCUUUGUUUCAAAAUCCUACAUAUGCUAAUUGUAACACGUAUCCUAAUCAAGUAUUAUCAUCAAAUAAUUUAGUAGAUUCUGUUAAUUGUCCCGUUACAACGUCUGUACACAACAACACGUACAAACAUUUUCAGCCAGUGCAGCAGAUUGAGAAUCCUCCAAAUUUCUCUGUGCCUGUGAAACUCGACAAUUACGUGGGAAACAUGCAGGGGUGCAAGUCGAACAACGUCAGAGUGAAAGAUAACCAGAUGGAUGCUCACAUGAGGGCUAAUCAGUAUCGAGCUCCGGUGCCAAACGAUUAUCAAAAUUGUUCACCAGAUGGUCAACUGAUGUUACCAUUCUCCUAUGGAAUCGCGAUGGAUUCGAUGGCAAGAAAUUGUCCAUCUAACAUGCACGUACAUAUGAGUCAGAAGUAUGCACCGCAUGCCCUAACUACCGCUAAUUAUCAGAGAAUGCCAGAUACAUGUUCAGCAUACCAAAACAAUCAGGACUCGAACAAUAGAAAGGAUGACGUAUCGAAAAACGAUUCGGAAUGUAUACCACCGAUGGUAUCGCCAAGGGAGUGUAUGUAUUACGGAGUUAAUUACUCCCGCAAGAGUGAUAACGUACAGAACUCAUCCAUGCGAUCGGAUGUGAAACCCGUUGCUUACAAUAUCCAUUCGGUAAACACUCAACAUUACGUUCCGCAAUUUCAAAGGAACACCUCUUACCAGAACGCGUCACCGAAAGAACUUACAUCCAGGGUAACCAUAGGUCGUGGUAUACGGAAAACGAUGGAUCAGUAAGCGUAAAAUAGCGACGAAGCUAUAUCUAUAUUUGUUGUUUUUUAUAGAUCAUUGCAAUUCAGUGGUACAAAAACCGUUACACUUACAAUUAUUCAUCCGUUUGUAUAAUCAUCGUUAAUCUUUAUAUAUGUACGUAUAUUGCAGAAUUAAUUCAGGUAUUUAGUUUUCUUUCUGUUUAAUUAAUCUAGAAUCUACUUAUAUAUAGAUACACACAAAAAUAUCAUGUACAUCGUGUUAGAUGUUUCACAUUACUAGAGAUAGUUUCUAAAGUUGAAAAAGAUGUAAAAGAAAAUUUAUACGAUACUGCCAUUCGUCGGAAAUAUUAUUACAAUUAGCUUUUUCUGGUUUCCUAUCAUAACAGUGUGAAAGUAGCGAAUCUAUUUUCUAGAUUUUCUUCAGACAUUUAUAUCCACAUUGCUAUAGAGAUCGAUGUUACUCGUUACUUGGAUUCUAUGUACUUUUUGAAUAACGAAUACUCGAGUACUCGUUUCGAGGUGUUUCGCGAUGCUUAAGAAACGCGAAACGGCAAUGCACGAUAUUUAAGUGCAAAAAUUCUCGAGAGAACACUUUUUUAAGUUCCUAUGAUCGAAAGUAUUACGACCACUUAGCAUUUAGUUCGCGUUACGAAAAUUUUCCUUUCGUUUUUCCUUUUCUUUAAAAAAUUAUUGAAACGAGAAAAAAAAAAAUGUUGCGUGUUAAGUAUAAGUAUUUCAUAGCGUCGAAUCAUUUGAUUUUUAUGACUUAACGUCGAUAACAUGAUUUUCUUUACAUUUGUUCAAUUUUCUUCCUUUUAUUUGUUUAUGUUUCAUUUAGAGGCAAAGAAUUUUUAUAUAACGUAUAUAUUCGAGCGUAACGAUUUAUUUUUGUUUAAAUAUUACUUAUAUUGUUAAGAAAUAUCAUAUAGUUUAUUUUUCGAGGACUUACAAGUUUUUACAAAAUAAAACGUAAACUUGCCGUAAUUGGUAGAUGUUAUAUAUAUAUAUAUAUACAUUAUACUAUAAUCCCUCAACAUAUUCUGAUAUGCAUUUAUAACCACAGUAUUAUUCUUUCAUCUCUAUUAAGAAAUGCACGUGUCAAUAGUCUUUUUAAAAUAGAAAAAAAAAGCAAGUAAUUUCUUAUGAACUAUAUCAUUGCUGAUCGAUUCGUAUAUCUUUAUAAAAAGUUACAGAAACGUACGAAUUAUCAUACAAUUCAAAUACAUAUAUUAUAUAUAUAAAUAUAUAUAUACACACACAUCAUAAAUAACACGUUAAUAUUCAUUACGAUUUUAUACGAUAUCGUUGAUAGUCUUAUAACUCGAUUUCCACUAUACAAUUAAAAAGAGAACUGCAAACGAUGAACUAGCAGGAAUUUUUAAUACUCUUCUUUCUUCUAAUUCCAAUUUACAUCGAUCAACUUGUUGCAAUGAUUUCAAAGUUUCGUACUCGUAUGCUCGUUCUUGGUAGCACUGGUAGGCUUUCCAUUCGACAUAUCUAAUAGUUCAGCACCGAUUUCUCGAGUUCGUUUGAUCGUGUUCCAUUCUUUCAAAGCAGAUAUCAUUUCAGCAUCAGUAUUGACCACUCUGAUCGUUUCCUCAGAGAGCGAUUGGAUGCUCCUUAAAACUUCCUUGGAAGGUCGUAACAGUAUCAGGUUAUGAUUCUUCUCCUUAAAGUCUCUCAUUACCAUAUUCAGUCCCUGUAAACGUUAGAAAUCGAAGGUUCAAACGAAAUCACGAAAUGUGUUCAAAUCUGUCCUAGAUUUUACGUCUCCGAUCGUACGUUCUAUUUUUUCUUCGUUAUUCUUAUAAAAUGAAUAGAGUAAUGAUCGAAAGCGAGGAUCGAUCUAGUUUCGUUCGAUGAAAUAGUAACGAUGAUAUUUUUGAUUAAUUCAGAUAGAAACGAAAGAGAAGGCUCGGAGAUGUAAAAUCCAGGGCAUAUUCGAAAUUUCUUUCUUUAAGAUGAAAGAUCGUUACAUUAGCCGCGGUGUAAUCAAUUUUAUCGAUGUGUUUGCAAUCUAACACGACCACGUUCGAGUUCUUGAAGGUUCUCUGUAAUUUAUGCUGGUCAGCGGCCAAGUUCUCGAGCAAGUAUAUCCUCAGGUACUCCACUGCUGGGAAAAGCAAACCGGCGCUGGGCUGCACGAGGAUGUAACUUAACGUAGGCGUCUACACCGAAGAAAAAGAAGAUGGAACAAAGCAAAGGGAUAUUUUUAAAACUAGCUAUCUUUCAGAAUCUUCGUCGAUCAUUGUUAUGUACUUACAUUUCUGUAUUCGAUAUAUAUUGUCGGCCUGGCGUUGAAAUAAAUUAAUAUUGCCAGAUCAA